This is a messenger RNA of Radiomyces spectabilis, 1098 nucleotides long. RefSeq lists its product as uncharacterized. The coding region runs from base 18 to 704 and encodes 228 amino acids. The record is from RefSeq and is a predicted model, not a curated record. Lineage: Eukaryota; Fungi; Mucoromycota; Mucoromycetes; Mucorales; Radiomycetaceae. The transcript is spliced from 3 exons. Gene Ontology annotation, molecular function: protein binding.
UCUCUAUUCUUUGCAAAAUGAACGCUCCCCCACAAGGUCCAUAUCCUCCACCGCCUGUUCCAGAAGGAUGGGUAGCUGUGUGGGAUCCCAACUCACAGCGCUACUACUUCAUUGAACAAGCUUCUGGCAGGACGCAAUGGGAGCCUCCAGUGGGAUCAAACAGUGGCCCCGGAGGUGCCGUUGGUGGACUCGCCAUGCCAAGUGCUAUGCCUAGCGGAAUGCCUAAUGCUGUACCUAACACUAUGCCCAGUGCUAUGCCAAGCGGCAUACCUGGCAUGCCGUCCACCAGUGCCGAUCCCAGUCCAUAUGGCUAUCCUGCUUCUUAUGGUUCACAACCCUAUCCCAGUUCUUCCGGUAGUCCACAAACUUAUCCACCCAGCAGCCCUGCCUAUCCUCCCGCUUCCAGCCCUGGUCAAGCACAGAGCUAUGCCGGCAACGAAAAGAAUGCUUACGGAAAUCAAGCUUAUGCGGGAACGACACCUUCUGGUCAGCAGCCUUAUACUAUUGAAAAUCAGAGCCAACAACCCGGACAAGGUCAACCUGUAGGUCCUGAUGGAGAACGAGGCAUGGGAUCAGUAGCAGGCGGCGCCGUUGCGGGUGCAUUACUCGGUUAUGCAGCAAAUAAAUUUUUCGGUCAUGAUAAACACAAACCUCCACAUCAUGGCCAUGGAGGCUAUGCCCAGGUAUGUUUCAUCAUCUACUGAAAAAUCACGGGCGUAUGAAAGGACUUACCAAAAACCCAAUGUAGGGCUAUUAUCCCCCACCGCCACCUCAACAGCAAUCGCCUUUUGGCGCAAUAGGAUCCUUCUUGUCACCUGGCAAACAGAAUAGUUACAACCAAGGUAAGGAAUUCACUUGAAGCUUCCCUAAAUCUUAUAUUUCACUAACAAAAACAAAAUCAAACCAGGUGGCGGCCAUGGAUGGUUCAAGUAAAACCGGACAGAGCGAAAACAGGAAUUGAAAACCAAAUAACAGUCGCUAAACAGUAUUCUUCCAUUUUUUCUUUUUCUUGAUUGAUUGACUGAUCGAUAUGCGGGUGCAAAUGGUUUGAGCUGCGUCCUCCACCUUCAACUAGUCUGUGUACUUCAUUGUGAUGUC